Molecule: messenger RNA, 930 nt
Organism: Dalotia coriaria
Lineage: Eukaryota; Metazoa; Arthropoda; Insecta; Coleoptera; Staphylinidae
Product: mitochondrial protein C2orf69 homolog
Exons: 4
Coding region: 1-930 (309 amino acids)
Cellular component (GO): mitochondrion
Source: RefSeq, a predicted model, not a curated record
AUGUUUGAAAUGGCGGCUAAAGAUAGUUGCGUCGGGCUGCCAACAAAGGAAAGCCGAAAAACAAAAGAGUUGAUUAUUAAUCAUGUGAAACGUUAUAGCAUGCAGGCGGCCUCUGCGCCUACACCGUUGAGAUUAUGCGGCGUCGUGGGUUACGAGGGGCGGUGUAAUGACAUCGUCUAUUGCCGCCCCACGAUGGAAAAUGUUUCCAGCACCGUAGUUUUCUUUGGUGGUGAUGUGCAAGACUUCAUUGAGAACAUGCAAACGCAUCGUGAUAGUAAAAACUAUGUGGAAUGGAAUUUAGAAGACACAGCGAAGAUAAUUCAAGCGAAAUUUCCUUCUGCGCAUGUUCUAGUCGUCAGGCCUGCAAGUGUUGAGUAUAAAACAUUCAGUUGUUUUAAGAAUUUCGUACCGUGUAAUAAUUGUGGUACUCCGGAGCACACGCCAAUGCACUUUGCUCUCCGCCAUUUGCAAAAGUUAUUGGAGAGUGUUGCACAGAUGACAACACAAUCCAAUGGUAAUUUCCUUGAUCAACAGAAGCUGAUUCUUGUUGGCUUUAGUAAGGGUUGUGUAGUUCUCAACCAGUGUCUCUACGAGUUUCAUUACUUGUCGACGCUCACGCCUGAUGAACGCGCUUCUUCGGAGAUUGUAACACGUAUCAGCGACAUGUAUUGGUUGGAUGGCGGACAUGCAGGUGGUAAAAACACAUGGAUUACCAGUAUCAACGUGCAUAUUCAUGUUACACCCUAUCAGAUCCAAGAUGGACGUCGUCCAUGGAUCCGCAAAGAGGAAAAACUCUUUGGUGACGUCCUCUCGAAACUUGGAGCGAACGUGCAGCGGCAGGUGCAUUUUGAGGACAUAAUUCCUUCUUUAAAUACGCACUUUGAAUUGAUUAAGGUGUUUUGUGCGGGACAGGAGAUAGAAAAUCGGUAA